Messenger RNA from Rhinocladiella mackenziei CBS 650.93, 414 nucleotides. RefSeq lists its product as uncharacterized. The record is from RefSeq and is a predicted model, not a curated record. The transcript has 2 exons. Lineage: Eukaryota; Fungi; Ascomycota; Eurotiomycetes; Chaetothyriales; Herpotrichiellaceae. The coding region runs from base 1 to 414 and encodes 137 amino acids.
AUGCCCAGCAACAGCCUCCGUUCCAAAUCUGUUGCCUACUUCAAUGUCUCCGGUCCUGUCCCUCUGGCACGAAUUGCUGGCAGUAAAGCGUAUGAGUCUUACAUGCUCAGCACGCUGCCGGCGUCCUCUGCUUCAAUUGUAUACAAUACACAAGCACCCAAAGAAAUUUUACUCACGGCACUGUCUGAAAUCCGAGACGAAUGCGAGCGGAAUAUUGGCGAGGCGUUGCGCAUUAGUAUCCCAUGGCACUUCUCCAGCAACACCCCGGCUUUCGAAGCCGUGUUCAGCGCGGCGCAAGAGCUUGACCCCGAUCUCAAUCACCCCGUCCGAUUCCGCCCGGCUUAUUACGGCGCUUUGUUGUCCUUCCCACCCAGCUACUGCCUAAAGAAAUGGGGAUCGAGGGGGGACGCCUGA